This is a messenger RNA of Carya illinoinensis, 1123 nucleotides long. RefSeq names its product protein RGF1 INDUCIBLE TRANSCRIPTION FACTOR 1-like. The transcript has 4 exons. The record is from RefSeq and is a predicted model, not a curated record. Bases 167 to 850 code for a protein of 227 amino acids. Lineage: Eukaryota; Viridiplantae; Streptophyta; Magnoliopsida; Fagales; Juglandaceae.
CAGAUGCAAGCAAGCGAGGAGAGCUAGAAGAAUCAAAACGUGAAGCGUAACCCAAACAGACAGUACUCCUCUUCCAAGCCGACAUCCAACCUAUCAUUUUCUGAUCAUCUGAACCUUGUAUCUAUCUGAACCUCAACAAAGUACUGUAUUUCUUUUUGGGAUCACGAUGUCGAUGUUGGUACCUCCCUGGCUUGAAUCAUUAUUGUCAACAGAGUUCUUCUCCUUUUGCGCCACUCACAAGGAUGCAUAUCCCUCGCGUAGCGAAUGCAACAUGUUCUGCCUUGAUUGUCACGAUGAUUCCUUCUGCUUCUAUUGCCGAUCAACCCAACACAAAGAUCACCGAGUUAUUCAAAUUAGACGAUCAUCGUAUCAUGAUGUUGUUCGGUUAGCCGAGAUUGAGAAGGUUUUGGAUAUAAGGGGAGUUCAGACUUAUGUGAUAAACAGUGCCAAAGUUCUCUUCCUCAAUGAGAGACCUCAGCCUAAGAUUAUUAAUAAUAUUACCGGUAAAGGAAGUACUCCUUCUCUGUGUGAAGUCUGUAGCAGAAGUCUGUUGGACCAGGCCUGCUGCUUUUGUUCUUUGGGAUGCAAGCUUGCAGGAAUGAAAAAGAAUGGAGAUUUGAGGUUUGUGAUCUUAAGCAAGAAACCUGAUCAUGAAAUCACGGGAAGAAGGGAAAGAAUGUCAAUUAAUAGAAGAUUGCCAGUAAAGGAAGAUGAUCAAGAUCAACAAUUGCGUGAAAGCAAUAUCCAACAAAACAAAGUAAAGUACCAGAGCGAGCCUUCACAACCUCAUAAUAAUUCCAAUUCAAGAAGAAGAAAGGGCAUUCCUCGAAGGGCACCUUUAGGGCCCUAAUCUACCCCACAAAACUUGCAUGCAAAUGAUCACGAUCCAGCUCAUGAUUAUUCUGAUCACAAGUCCGACCACGUGGGUUUAUUUUCCUAAAGGGUAAGCUGUCCAAACGACGGUGGGUUUGAAAACAAAGGUUAGGUUUAGGUACCGUUACUUUCGGGGAUGGGCUAACUAGCUGGCUUUGCAAAUUAACAGUAUUUGCAGUACAAUUAUUAAUGCUUGAAACAUGCAAAGUUAAUGUAAAUAUUGUUAUCUACAAACUUAGGAUUCUCGUAA